Plutella xylostella (diamondback moth) is the source of this 2352-nucleotide messenger RNA. RefSeq names its product BAG domain-containing protein starvin (gene stv). Gene Ontology annotation, cellular component: membrane; cytosol; nucleus. Gene Ontology annotation, biological process: protein stabilization. Gene Ontology annotation, molecular function: adenyl-nucleotide exchange factor activity; protein-folding chaperone binding. Lineage: Eukaryota; Metazoa; Arthropoda; Insecta; Lepidoptera; Plutellidae. The record is from RefSeq and is a predicted model, not a curated record.
UAGGUAGUGUUUUUAUGCAAUGGGAUUAAUGCGUCACAUAAAGAAAUGCCCACGCGUUUGUAUUCUUUAUCAUAAAAGGCGUUUGAAUUCUCAUUUCCUGAUGAAUAGUCGUUUCUUUGAAGUCAUUAUUACCUGAGCUCCGUAUGUCGCUGUUUGCGUAGGAUUGCCCAUCAAUAUACAUUGGCUGUGGUCACAUUAUGUUUUUUUGCAUUUACUGUUAUAUUUUCCUCAUUUCCAUAUGUGGUUGAAUUCAGUAGAUUCUUACUACAACUUAAUUUGCAAUCUGCUUUAAUCUUAUCUUUGGUUCUUCGUGUAGGUUUACUACAUCACAUCCAUCAUUUCGGGGCACUGACUCUGUUACGUCAGUAGCCAAGUCAGUCUGCUCCGAAAUACCGUGCCACUUCAGUUUGGCUCACCUAAUGUGUUUGGAAUAGCUUUUUGUAGAUAGGCCUGAAAGUGCUCGUAAUGUAGGAAAUGAUGGGAGUGUUCCGAUAAGUGAGCCAGUUAUGUGUGCUUCGCGCGGCUUCCCGUUCGAGGAGGAGGAGAGCGGCGGCGCGUGGAGCUCCCUCGCGGCGCGGCACCCGGACCUUGCCGCGCGCCUGCGCCCCGGCACGUGGGCCCGCAAACGACGCCCCAGCGCGCACGACGCUGACGAUUUCGGCGACGACGACUUCGCCGGCUUCGACAGAUUCCCCUUCGACGACAUCCCGGCGGAGUUCCGCAGCCACUUCCCCUCGCACCUGCGCGGGCGGUUCACACAGGAGCCCGCGCCGCCCCCCGGCAACGCGCCCGGCCCCAGCGCGCAGCCCGAGCCGCAGCCGCAGCCCCCGCACCAGCCGCAGACAGAGCCCGAGCCCCCGCUAUCGCAGCACGGGCUGAGGAACACCGUGGACCUCGGCCAGCGCAGCGAGCCCGCCGCCGAGCGCGCGCCCCGCGCCAUGUCCGCGCCGCCCGACGCCGCGCCCGCGCCCCCCGCGCACCCCACGCCGCCGCACGAGCCCUCCAACGUGCGCCACAUCCCCAUCUUCGUGGAGGGGCGCGACGAGCCCGUCAUCAACAAGCAGCCGGCGGAGGCGCGCCGCACGCCGCCGCCGCACGUCGACCGCGACCAGUACUUCGCGGAUGACGGGCCGGCCACCUUCCACCACCCGCCCAACUUCUCGCGCGCGUUCGGCACGCCCUUCAACAAGGGCUUCCGGCCCGGCCCGCAGCCCUUCACGCAGCAGAAGGCGUACCCGCAGCAGUUCGCGCGCGCCGCCUCGCCCCAGCGCGACCAAGACGGCUACGUCAAGGUGCCCGUGCACCACGAGCCGCCGCCGCGCCCGCACACGCCGCAGCAGAAGCCGCAGCCGCCGCCGCAGCACAAGCCCGCGCCCGCACCCGCCGCGCCCCCCGCGCCCGCGCCCGCCCCCGCCCCCGCGCCGCCCGCGCCCGGCCCGCACGACCCCAUCACGCAGAUCCUCAGCAUCCAGACGGACGUGCUCAACCUCAUGAGCGAGGUGGAGAACUUCACCGGCUCCAAGCAGGACAAGCGGUACCUGUUCCUGGACGAGAUGCUCACCCGGAACCUCAUCAAGCUGGACAACAUCGAGACGGAGGGCAAGGAGAACAUCCGCCUCGCGCGGAAGGAGGCCAUCAAGUGCAUACAGAAGUGCAUCGCCGUGCUCGAGGCCAAGGCGGAGCAGGGCUCGGCCGCCGCGCGCGCCCAACAGAACGGCACUGAGACCGCAGAGACCAAAGAGGAACAAACCAGCGACGCGCCUCCCGCCGCGCCCGCGCCCAGCCAGGACCCGCCCCCCGCCGCCGACCCACAACCCACAGACACUAGCAAAGACAAGGACGCUAACGCAGUAACUAAAGAUAGCAGUAAGAGUGAUGUCCAACAGAAGGAAGCGGAAACGAUGCAAGUGGACGAUAAGGGAGACUCGCAAAACACACAAAUGGAGGUGGACGGUGCUGCAGCUAGUCAAUAAAUUAGUGUGCUUAUACCUUGUAGAUACACGUAAUUCACGCACGCGGGGCCUAGUGCCCGCGGCCACUGGUGGUGAGGCGAGUAAGAAGAGCUAUGGACUAGCUGCGAACUGCAAGAAACAUCUCAGCACUUCAGUGGACGUCGGGUGCAUUUUAUAUUCAACCUUUCCUCAAUCUAAUUUUGUGCAUCAAUAACAAAGGUGUUGACCAUGUAUAGUGUUUAUGUUUGUACAUUUUAUGUUUAAUGUUUAAAAAAGAGCUGAAAGGAUGUUGUUGUCCUUUGGAAUUGAAGUGGUCUUAAUGAAAUCCUUAUUUAAGUAAUUUAUUGUUUAUCAGAGUACUUGAUAACACAAUUUUCUCAAUAAAUAACGACUCCUUAAA